Messenger RNA from Guillardia theta CCMP2712, 1845 nucleotides. RefSeq lists its product as hypothetical. The transcript has 6 exons. Lineage: Eukaryota; Cryptophyceae; Pyrenomonadales; Geminigeraceae. The record is from RefSeq and is a predicted model, not a curated record. Bases 1 to 1845 code for a protein of 614 amino acids. Gene Ontology annotation, molecular function: protein binding.
AUGUGUUGGCUGACCAAGUUAGAAUUUGUUGAUGCCAGUCACAAUGAUUCCCUUGAGGUUCCCCCUCGAGAGGUGGUGGAUAAGGGGGCUGUGGUGAUCUUGGAUUAUUUGAGGAAAUUCAAUAGAGCCAAAUGGACAGCAAAAUUGGAUUUGAGCUGCAAUGGGUUGACUUUUGUCCCGAUUGAGGUUGUGCGAAUGACGAAUCUGACUCAACUGAAGUUGUUCAAGAAUAACUUAACAAACUUACCAUCGGCGAUUGGAGGUCUGCUCAAAUUGACUUCUCUGUCAGUGAUUGAUAACAAGAUAUCUGUGCUGCCCCCAGAAAUGGGAAAGCUUUUGAACUUGCGGAAAUUGAGAAUUUCAUACAAUGAUUUCACAAAGUUGACUCCGGUCAUAGGGCAAAUGACAAAGUUGGAAUCUUUGAAAGCGGAUAACAACAGUAUCACUCAUUUGAUCCCUGAAUUUGGCAAGCUGGACCUGAGACUGUCGAACAACCAACUUGAAAGUCUGCCGACAGAAAUGGGCUCAAUGACUUCUCUCACUCAAUUGAAGCUGCCAUUCAACUUGUUGAAGACUGUGCCAAAGGAGAUCGGGGACCUGGAGAAUCUGAUAGAACUUACGUUGCAGAACAAUUCUCUUGAACGAAUUCCAAUGGAGCUGGGCAAACUAUCUCAACUUGAGGCUUUGAUGUUAGACCACAACAAAGACCUGAUCAAUAGUCUUCCUGCAAAUAUUGGAAGAUGCGAAAAAUUGAAAGAGCUGUGGUUGUCGGACAAUCGAUUGACAAGUAUGCCUGUUGUCAUCGAAGCUUUCACGCAGAUUGAAGUGCUCAAGCUUGUUGGAAACAGAAUAGAGGAGCUGCCGAAACAAAUUGGCACUUUGACUUCCUUAAAAGAGCUCCACUUGGCCUGGAAUCAACUGACAACACUGCCAGUGGAGAUUGGAAAUCUUGCGAACCUCGAAAAGAUGUUGCUCAGCCAUAAUCGCUUGCAAAGGAUUCCUGUUGAAAUUCAGAAUUUGACGUCGCUCACUUACCUCAACGUCGGAAAGAAUCGCUUGCCCAGUCUCCCCAAUGAGAUCGGCGAUCUUGACAACCUGGAAGAGUUUAGAACGCAUCACAAUCAGAUACAGGCUAUCCCAUCGUCCAUCGGUCGUUUGCUCAAACUGAAAAUUCUUGAUGCAUCUGAAAAUCAGUUGACAACACUGCCAGACUCCAUAGGAGAGUUGACUUCGCUCGCUCAUCUCGAUCUCGCUGUGAACAACCUCGAGGCGCUGCCUGGCACUAUUGGGAACUUGACGGCGCUCAAGAAGCUGCUCCUCUACCGCAACAAGCUCACGAUCCUCCCGCUGACUGUAGGCAAACUGACGAACCUAGAGACUCUAGAUCUUCAAACGAAUCGCCUCACCUCUCUACCUCCGGGGGUUGGCAAUCUGAAGAAUCUGAUGAAGUUCAACUUGAUUCAGAAUGCUCUAGUCAAACUCCCUCCCUCCAUUGGUUCGCUCGAGAGUUUGACUCAGUUGUCACUGCGAGAAAACCAACUUGCGAUCCUUCCAGCUUCCAUGAACAUGUUGUUCAACCUCCAGAUCUUGUCUCUCAGUGCGAAUCGCCUCUACGAACUCCCGCCACUGAUUGAGGACCUCACCACCCUGCAGGUUUGUCAAGAUCUACCGCAAAAGUCUUUAACGCCUUCAUUGCAGGUUCUCACCAUCUCCGACAACGCUCUUGAAACUUUGCCGGUCAAGAUUGGAAACUUCCGUGCGCUGACGCAGUUAGCUGUGAGCAACAAUCAGUUGAAAGAACUCCCUGCCACCAUAGGUGCUUCCUGCAUUCUGCGUGUCUGUUGA